Messenger RNA from Suillus fuscotomentosus, 1190 nucleotides. RefSeq lists its product as uncharacterized. Lineage: Eukaryota; Fungi; Basidiomycota; Agaricomycetes; Boletales; Suillaceae. The transcript is spliced from 3 exons. Bases 181 to 900 code for a protein of 239 amino acids. The record is from RefSeq and is a predicted model, not a curated record.
GCCCACUAGUGGGACUACAGCCGCAUCCAAAUCAUUCAAGUCCGUGAUUCUUACUCCAUCGAGCAAACAACAAUAUUUGGGUGUUGUCCAGCCAGCAUCAGCCACAGUGGCGUGGGCGUGUGCCAAAGUAUUACAUAUUGACCAAGUUCGUUUUGUUCGUUGACAAAACACUUCUCGAAAAUGCCCUCUACUGCAAGCCAACUUGAGCGAAGCCUUAGAAAACUUCAGAUCUCAGAGUCUGGCUCACAAAACACGUCUACCGCGGUGAAAUGGGUGCCCUCUAAAUAUAGCUCAGACGUAUCUCAGUACGUUCUGGUGAAGCCUCCUCGGGCUCCAUGCGGAAAUCGUUGGCUAUUUGGAUUUCCUAUCACCAGGAAGGAACUUUGGAACAUGGGGACCAUUGCUUUCCACCAUGUUUGGCCAGGCGAAACUUUACCAGACAACAAUGCCUACAUCGCCAUGAAUUCCCUUACAUUUCUCGAGGUAUAUCUUGGUCUUCGCCUUUGCACUUUGGCGGGUGGAAAGGUGGUCGGAGAUUCGAAGGAUAUCCCAUCGGAGUGUGUGACGUCGGGAGAGGUGCUGUUGUUAGUAUUGUGGAGGGAUACGGAACGUGAGGCUACCUGUCCAACGCGAGAUCAAGUGUAUUCCGUGAAGAUGAAGCUUAAUCGCCCACCGGGAUGGUGGGUAGAAAUCCCAGUGCGUAUCUAUUUUGAUGCGGCCACUGGCGCGCCAUUAAUGCAAGUAUUCCUAUAUGUUCUACAUUUGACUCUCAGAUCAGGUUGCAUGGUUCACGAUCAUUCCCUUGUUAUUUUAUACAUCAUAGAGACAUUCACAACCAGUACAUCAACCAAUGACUAUUUUAUUUUCCUCCCUCUCUGGUCCCUCCGAGUCGACACCUAACGGGCGCGCAUUCUUCAGCCAGCAGAGAACUAUGUACAACUUGGAAUUCCAACUUCAACAGCAUGCUAUUGUUCUGUUCCUCGUUUCGAGCUUUGACGCGUUUUUUGACAUCACUAGCCUUUCAACGCGCAACGACGUAGGCGUGACACUUGAAGACACCAUAAUCAUCUGUGAAUGCCUAGUCUAGGGUUCCGGGAAUUUGCACCAGGCAAAUUUGCCCGGCAAAUUUACUGCGUCAAUUUCACACCCUCGAAAACAUAGUGUCAAUUUGGGUGAAUUCGUGUCUACUG